Molecule: messenger RNA, 1401 nt
Organism: Eutrema salsugineum
Lineage: Eukaryota; Viridiplantae; Streptophyta; Magnoliopsida; Brassicales; Brassicaceae
Exons: 3
Coding region: 27-1199 (390 amino acids)
Source: RefSeq, a predicted model, not a curated record
UUGGACUUAAGACAAUAUUAUGAAAUAUGAUCAUCUCUAAGAAAACGGCAGCCAGCUUUAACACUACCGUUAACAACGGUAGCGGCGGUCUAGAGUCGCAGCCGCUGAAGCAUAUGUUGCCGCAACUUCAAGCAAAGUGGAGAGAACUUAAAUGGAUAGCUUGUCUCUUGGGUUUGACAGUUUUGCUUUCUUUAAUUGUCUACCAUUUGGCCUCACUUGUUCAGCCACUGCCUCUACCGCUACCGCAAAUUUCCAGCUUUUCAGCGUUUGUGCCACCGUUGAUCACUGACAAACAAAAACCUAACUACACUGAAACCUCUGAGGAAGAAGAUAGGAGAAAUUUGGCAAGAAUCCUAAGAGAAGCAUCGACGGAAGAGAAGACGGUGAUAGUGACUAUGAUGAAUCAGGCUUAUGCGGAACGAAACUCAACAUUCGAUGUGUUUCUCGAGGGCUUUCGAGUCGGCAACGGCACUGAGAGACUGCUCCGUCACGUUGUGGUGGUGUGUUUGGACAAGAAAGCUUACUCACGGUGUGUGGAGGUCUUCCCUCGCCGUUGCUUUUUUCUGAGGACAGCCGGAAUUGAUUUCUCCGGCGAGAGACUGUUCAUGGUUGGGGAUAAUCUCAAGAUGAUGUGGCGCCGAACCGAGUUCUUGGGUUCUUUGCUUAAACUUGGAUAUAACUUCCUCUUCACGGACAUGGAUACACUGUGGCUUCGAGAUCCAUUUCCUCGAUUCAUUGCAAAUGUAGAUUUUCAGAUCGCUUGUGAUCACUUCAAUGGAAACGUCAGUGACACUCACAAUUAUGCCAAUGGGGGAUUCAAAUUCGUCAUUGCCAACGACAGAACAGUAGAAUUCUACAAAUAUUGGUAUGAGUCCAGACUGAGAUUCCCCGGAAAAAACGAGCAGGACGUGACUAACAAAAUCAAAGACGAUCAAUACAUCAAAAAGAUUGGGCUGAAGAUGAGGUUUCUCGACGCGACACACGUUGGAAAUUUCUGCCAACCAAACUGGGAUAUUACCAAAGUUUGCGUAAUGCAUGGGAAUUGUUGCAUUGGACAAGAUAAUAAGCUCAAGGAUUUAAGACAAGUUCUUGAGGAUUGGACGACUUAUUUGUCCAACGAAGAUCCAAAAAGAGGGUUUCAACAGCCGAUGAAUUGCCGGAGAAGUCUAAGGCGGAGGUCUUACAAAAGGAGAGGUUGAUUUCGUUUCCGUGACAUUGGUGGAAAGUAAAGAAUAAUAGCCAAAUGAAGCAAAAAAAUAUCAUGUUCAACAAUACAUUAUAGUGAUUGGAGAUUGUUGUUACUUGACGACCCAUAUAUUAUUAAACACAUUAGAUAAACCCAUACCUUAGAAGGUAUGCAGAGUGUUUGUUUCAUCUGUCUGUAUCGCUGGCUAAUUUCUA